UACCACUUCCCGCUGUCCUGCUUCCUCGCAUCCGCUACCAUUUACAGCCCGAGCUCGCGAAGCCUAUCCAAGUCCGCUUCUCUAUUAGUCCCCUGAGGUUUUUAGUGAACGAAAACCGGUUUUCUCUGUUUUUUUUUUCUCUACGCCGAGGACAAGGACAUACAACGUGUGCUAGUCUAUAGCCAUGACCGACAUUAUGUUCGCGUGUGUGCAUAAUGCAGGACGUUCGCAGAUGGCUGCAGCGUUCUUCAACAAGCACAAGACCCAAGAAUCCAUCAAAGGACUGUCCGCAGGAACCAACCCAGCGUCUGAGGUCCAUGGAGUUGUUCGAGAGAUCAUGUUGGAGGUCGGCAUUGACCUUUCCAACGUCCAACCCGUCAAGUUGACACCGGAGCUCGCCAGAACCGUCAGCACGAUUGUCACGAUGGGCUGUGGCGAGACUUGUCCCUAUGUGCCUGGUGUCAACAUUAUUGACUGGAUAAUCGUCGACCCGAAAAACAAAUCCGUCAAAGAGGCCCGAGAGAUUAGAGACGAGAUCGAGAAUCGAAUCAAGAUGUUUAUUGCAGAGAACAACUAUUAAGGUUGUCCUGGUUGAUAAAUAAAAAAAA
This is a messenger RNA of Gamsiella multidivaricata, 608 nucleotides long. Its product is annotated as phosphotyrosine protein phosphatase I superfamily. Lineage: Eukaryota; Fungi; Mortierellomycota; Mortierellomycetes; Mortierellales; Mortierellaceae. The coding region runs from base 185 to 580 and encodes 131 amino acids. The record is from RefSeq and is a predicted model, not a curated record. The transcript is spliced from 3 exons.